Phytophthora megakarya is the source of this 636-nucleotide messenger RNA. Lineage: Eukaryota; Oomycota; Peronosporomycetes; Peronosporales; Peronosporaceae. The record is from the annotation of a GenBank genome assembly.
GAGCAAGUGAAGGCAAUCGACGACUUCUUCGAAAGUCGUCGCAAGGCAGGACAAGUGCGGGAAUCCAAGUCCCCGCACAGCGCACCAACGUACUGUGUCAAGAAGCCACAGGGUGGUUGGCGCAUCGUUCAUGCGUACAAUAAGCUGAACGAUGCGACGAUACCGGCGCAGACGCCGAUACCUCGAAAAGAUUUCAUCAUCGAUACGAUGUCCAAGAGCACCAUCUACAGUGCUCUUGAUCUGAGAGACGAGUUCUAUCAUAUCCUCAUGCGUGAGAGUGAUAUCCCUCUCACGGCGAACGGCGUACGCCCUGACCCCGAGAAGGUCAGAGUGAUCAACGAAUUGCCUACGCCAUCCAACGUGAAGGAACUGCGGCAGUUUCUUGGCCUUGCCACGUACUUGUGCAAGUACGUGGACAACUACGCAGGCAAGAUUCGCCCGCUGUCGCAGCGUCUGAAGAAGGAAGCUGCGUGGAAUUGGACUGGUGAGUGUCAGCAGGCGUUCAAUGCAGGCAAGCUGGGCUUGACUGAAGCGCCGAUCUUGGCGGUGGCUGACCAAGAUCGUCCCUUUCACGUAGUGUGUGACGAAUCCGAUUUUGCGAUCGGAUGUGCGUCUACUACCAGUCGCGUCAGCUGA